AGCGCAUGCGCAGUGGGGACAGAAACAAUAGACCAAGAUGGCGUCGUCCAUGAGUGGGAUGUUUCCCGGCCAGCAACCUCCAGCUCCUCAUCCCGUCGGAGGUCCUGGUGGACCUGGGCAGCCAGGCUUUGCUGGUACCGCUGGUCGUGCACAGGGGAACACCACGCUUGUAGAUGAACUAGAAGCUUCCUUCGAGGCAUGCUUUGCUUCUUUGGUUAGCCAAGACUAUGUUAAUGGAACUGACCAAGAAGAGAUCCGAACAGGUGUUGAUCAGUGUGUACAAAAGUUCCUUGAUGUGGCUCGGCAGACAGAGUGCUUCUUCCUACAAAAAAGGCUUUUGUUGUCUAUGCAGAAACCAGAGCAAGUGGUGAAAGAGGAUGUGUCGGAAUUACGUAAUGAGCUACAACGAAAAGAACUGCUGGUUCAAAAGCAUUUGGCCAAACUCCAUCACUGGCAGCAGGUACUUGAAGAUGUUAGUCUUCAACAACGCAAACCCUCUGACCUUCCUCCACCUGGACCACUGGCCUUUCUGGAGCAGGCCUCUGCCAGUCUGCCUCCGGCCCCUUUAAAACCAAACUAACACAAACACCCACCACCAUCCUGUACAUAUAUAUGUCAUGUGAUACCAACUGUCAACCAUGCUAAUUGGCAAGUUUCAACCAUUCAGGUUUUGUAUUUAAAUUCUCCAAUAUCUGAUGUAAAUAUCCUCUGCUGUCAGCUUGUUUUUAACAAAAAUAAAUCAAAAUUGUGGGUAUUCAA
This is a messenger RNA of Cynoglossus semilaevis (tongue sole), 759 nucleotides long. RefSeq names its product mediator complex subunit 28 (gene med28). The record is from RefSeq and is a predicted model, not a curated record. The coding region runs from base 38 to 580 and encodes 180 amino acids. The transcript is spliced from 4 exons. Lineage: Eukaryota; Metazoa; Chordata; Actinopteri; Pleuronectiformes; Cynoglossidae. Gene Ontology annotation, cellular component: mediator complex.